UGAAGACGUACUUAGAUUUUUGAUAGCUAGUGAGCCUGAAUCAGAUAAUACGUUAAAUAAAACAGAUAAAGUGUUGGAGAUGUUACUGAAACAUUGGUGCAAUCAACAAAUGCUUCUCACAGCCCUUCUUGAUAGAUAUUCAGUAAUAUUGAAAGGGAUAAGCGACUUAGAAAAUGCGAUAAUGGAGGAAGUUGAAAAUGAUAUUUUUGGGCCGAAUGGUGAAGUUGACCCUCAAAAACUGGAAGCAUUAGAAAUAGUCGUAUCAGUGCCAGACACAUACCUUGCCCCACAUUACAGUGAUCUAGAUUUUAAAAUUUACUUUCGAAUGUCACGAUCAACAGUGGAAAAUCUAUGUACAGCCAUUGGACCACAGAUUUAUGCUAGAACCGUCAAUAGGGAACGCAAGGUGUUGGCAUCUUUGUGGGUGUUAGCAAACUCAGAAACUUUUCAAGAUGUAGCUGAUCGCUUUCACUUGGCCAAAGGACAGCUCCACAAAAUUUUCACCAAGUUUUGUAACGCCAUUGACACUUGGUCUAAAGAUUUGAUCCAGAUGCCUUCAAAAAGCCAACAGUUGGAAAUCGCCAAAGAAAUCCAAAACAGAACAACCAUCCCAGGCGUGAUCGGCGUGGUCGACGGGUGCCACAUCCACAUCCGAGGGCCGGGUCAGCCCCACAGAGAUGCGUACCUCAACAGGAGAGGCGUCCCCAGCAUUAAACUCAUGGGAACCUGCGACCACAACCUGAGGUUUAUUGACGUCUACAUUGGGUGGCCCGGGAGUGUUUCCGACGCUAAAGUCUUCCAACACAGCCCGCUGAAAGAAUAUUUAGAAAGCGGAAACAUCGACAAAGAUUUUCAUUUAGUUGCAGACGCAGGAUACAAAAACAUGCCUUAUCUGUUAACACCGUACCGUGAGGCUCUGUCAGAUAUACACCUCAAUUACAACAAUAAACACAGUCAAGUACAUUCUUUAAUUAAAAAAGCAUUCAGACUCCUCAAAGGAAAAUUUAAUCGCUUGAGAUAUUUAGACAUGUUUAAGAUCAAAGAUAUUUCAUUGAUUAUUAAGACAGCAUGCACUAUGAUGAAUUUCUGGAUAGAGACAGAGCAGCCUGGGCCUGAAGAGCUGGGGCUAUAUGAUGAUACGGUCGAUGAGGAUGUUAUCAUUGAUGACGAUGGUUUGUAUGUGAAUGUAGAGAAUGAGGGGAUGGAUGAAGGGUGGGAGGAUGAGAUGAGGGACGUGGAAGCUGAAAAUGAGGCUAUUUUUAAAAGAGACAAGAUCUGUUUGUUACUUUGAACACUGUGAGCAAAUGUUGUAUCUAGUAUAGGACGUAAGUUGUAUUUAGUAUGGGAUGCAAGUUGUAUCUAGUAUGGGACAUAAGUUGUAUCUAGUAUGGACAUAAGUUGUAUCUAGUAUGGGACAAAAGUUGUAUCUAGUAUGGGAUGCAAGUUGUAUCUAGUAUGGACGUAAGUUGUAUCUAGUAAUAAGUAUGGCACAAAAGUUGCUAUUAGUAUGGGGUAAAGUUACUAUUAGUUUGGGUAAAAAGUUGUAUCUAGUAUGGACAUAAGUAGUAUCAUCAUGUAAUAAGUAUGGCACAGAAGUUGCAACCAGUAUGAGACAAAAGUUGUAUCUAGUAUGGCACAGACUAGUAUGGCACAGAAGGUGUCAUAUGACAUAAAAAUUGUCUGUUGUGGUAAAAAAAGAUUUUGUUCCUGACAAGUUGAAAUGACACAUGGCAUGCCUACGAAAUGUGCGCUAGUUCUAAGAUGUAAAACUGGUUUUAAAAUGUGCAGUAAGAUUCUUGGCUUUGUCAGCCAAUACCUCUUUUACUGCAAACCACGCAGCUCUGACUUGAUUCAGGUCAAGAAAUCAGCCUGACCUAACAGGUCAAAAAAUCAGCCUGACCUAACAGGUCAAAAAAUCAGCCUGACCUUACAGGUCAAGAAAUCAGCCUGACCUAACAGGUCAAGAAAUCAGCCUGACCUUACAGGUCAACAAAUCAGCCUGACCUCACAGGUCAAGAAAUCAGCCUGACCUUACAGGUCAAGAAAUCUGCCUGACCUUACAGGUCAAGAAAUCAGCCUGACCUAACAGGUCAAGAAAUCAGCCUGACCUUAUGGAUUAUCUUAUCCAACCAAUAACUUUAUUGUAUUGUUUUCUGCAUCUAGGUGUUCAUAAAACAAAAAAUACCAUUUUAAUUAUGUUAAUAAAUUAAAAAGGAAAUUUGUUACCAUCGUGAGUUUAUUGUUUGUUUUUAAAAUAUGUGCUUAAAAAUUAAAAAGUGCAAUUAUUCAUUAAAU
Molecule: messenger RNA, 2295 nt
Organism: Physella acuta
Lineage: Eukaryota; Metazoa; Mollusca; Gastropoda; Physidae
Product: putative nuclease HARBI1
Source: RefSeq, a predicted model, not a curated record